Molecule: messenger RNA, 5702 nt
Organism: Coregonus sp. 'balchen'
Lineage: Eukaryota; Metazoa; Chordata; Actinopteri; Salmoniformes; Salmonidae
Source: the annotation of a GenBank genome assembly
AAAGAAGAACACAAGAUUGCUUUUUUUGGCGAGGAUGUGCACAUCCCUCUCCCAUCCCUAGACAGCACUGAGGUUCUCUUCAAGCCCGCCUCCAACCCCACCGCCGAGGUGGUCCUGAUGAGGGACGGGCGGGUGGUGAGCCACCGGGCCCAGCUUAACUCCCUCAAGCACCUCAUCCUGGAGGAUGUGGGGGAGGAGGACGAGGGCAUGUACAUGAUCAAGAACACCGAGGCGCCUGCCGAUGUCAAACACAUCAUCCUCCUCGUCAGGGGUACUGUUCUUCUAAUUACUGUACAGUUAAAUCAUCUUCAGCUCUUUUAAUUCUUCAAACUUUUCUUCUAACGUUGUAAUCGACCUGUUUGUAUGCUUGUUCAUAUCGUUGUUUAUCUAAUACAUUCACUAUCUAAGAUUGUAUCCUAACUCUGCGCAAACAAUGUAACCCUUAGAGGCAGAUAUCGAUCUAAAUGAGAGUUUCUUGCAUUGUUGAGGUAGUUGCAUUUGGUCUGCAAUCGAUUACGAUCACUGUUCUGAUGCAAGUGCAACUGUAUAGGAAUAAAAUACUCCCCCUGAGCCCAGAGUGAUAGUACUGUGCUCCUUGGCAGAUUGUGCGCUGGAGCAGGUGGUCAAAUACGGUGAGACAUACCACAUCCCACUCAGUGACAUCUUGGGCCCUAUCACCCUGGAGUUCAGGCCCAUUCAAGUCCAGGCCAAUCAGACCACAGAGCCACCGGCGGUAGUGCUGCUCAACCAGACCUCCAUCCCCGCGGAGGAGUACAAGGGUCGUCUGAGUGUGUCCGAGAAAAGGGUGACUCUAAGCAUGGUGCGGGGGACAGACGAGGGAAGCUUCACCGUACUGGAUCGCGACGGGAAAGUCAGGAGGAGGUCAUGCCUGAACGUGAAAGGUGAGAUGAGGAAGACCAAAGUCCGAGAGGGAGCGGUCAAUGUCCGAGAGGGAGUGGUCAAUGUCAGAGAGGGAGUGGUCAAUGUCAGAGAUGGAAGGGAGAUAAUACAUGGUCUAGGGGUUUUUAAAUUGUGGUUAGGGGUGUGGGCAAAAUAUGGUAGACAAAGCUUGAAAGACACAGGCCAAGGUAAGAGCAAGCAGAAUAGUUUGACAACUUUGUCCUUUUUAUCUUUCCCCUUUGUUCCAAAGAGCACCAGAACUUCGUCCACCUAUCAUAUGGCAGUACUUUGAAGAUCAACCUGUUUGUGGACCACACCAAAGUCAACCUCCUGUACACUCCAGACUGGGACCGGAAGGACCGGGUCAUACUGGAGCAAGGAGAGCUAGUGGUGCCGGUGGACCCAUCACUGGACGGCAGGCUGACUGUAGAAGGCUCCAUGUGCAUUCUGGAGAGGGUCCGGGUCAGUGACAUAGGGCUCUUCAGAGUGACAGACCUGUUGGGGUUCCCUGUGACCAACAUCUUCCUGGAGGUGGAAGGUAAACCGUUGGUCAGGGAGGAGAUUAGGGCUUUAACAUAUGGAUCCAUGUAUCACCUCUUUUAAUGCUCUUUCCCUUCUUCUUUUAUAUUUCACUCUAUUGUUUUCAUGUUGGAACUCUCCACAAUCGCCUCAGGUCAUCCACCUCUCCUCUCCUCUUUUCUUGUCUUUCCUUUCUCCUUCCUCUCUCUCUUCUUCCCUCUCUCUUUCAGCCUAUAAGUUACCCACGCUGUAUGUUGCAAUCCUCUCCUUGCUGGGCCUCCUGGUCCUCCUCUUGCUGGUGUGCCUGCUCUCCUGCCUGAUCAACGUGCGCCGUCGGGCGGAGAAGGCGAGGCAAAUUGCCUUCAUUGCCCAGCAUGCGGGCAAGGGGGAUGGAGACGCAUUCGUCAAGGUAACUCACCGUAUCGCUUCCUCAACAGGGGUGAAAACGUUAAGACACCAUGAUCCAACCCUUUUACUAUAGUUAAACAGCAUUUGCUUUAUAUUAUCUGUAUGCUAUUCUCAUGUCAAAACACUUAAUUUACUAACAAUUAUCGGCUAUUGUCUCUUCAAUAGCACAGUUUUCAUGUUUUGGUUAUUAAUGAAUAUUUUGGAACCAUGUUCCUAUGAUUGUAGGCCUAAUAUACUGGUAGACCAUAGCACACUGCGACAAUGGCUGAAUAUGAUUCCAAAAUGAUAAUGCUAUAUUCCUAUUACACAGGUCGCAGAUUGUAAAGUGAUUGUUAGAGAAAUAAUGGUGAUGGUAACCCCUCUUAAACGGAUAGUGAGACAUUUGACAAAAUGACGUAUUGGAUUCCUUACCCUGUAAGCAGUCUAUGUACAAGGUAUGACAGCAAUCCAUGCUUUGGUUUUGUGUACCUGGCCACUGUUUCAACUCCUAACCUUUUAGCAUUAGUGGCACAAAUCCAAUGCAAGUCAAUGGGAACAACAUUAGUAUUUUCGCGCUUAAUGUCCAAAUCAUCCUAAAGUAUCUUAAAAUUGGUUUUAUAACUCAAUGUUAAUGUUGUUCCCAUUGACUUGCAUUGGAUUUGUGCCACAAAUGCAAAGAAGUUCAACAAAACCAAAGCAUGGGUUGCUGUCAUACCUUGUGAUAGACUGCUUACAAGGUAAGGAAACCAAAAUGUAAUUUUGUAAAAUGUUAAGUAUGGUCAAAGAAAGAUGUCAGUAUCUAACUGUAUUUGUGAGCGUUUGUGUGUACCUUUGUCUGUCCUGCUCUCUUUUCCUCAGUGUUCGUCUUUAGUCUUGACCUAUAAGCCUCAGAUAAAUAUCUUUAAUUAAACUUAAGGUCCUUUAAUUUAAUUAAUUCGCUGGAAUUCACCAUGGAACAAAACCUGUCUGCCCAAUGUCGGAUUCCUGGAUGUGUGAUGCUUUGAAUCACACAAAAUGAGAUCAUCCAUAUAUCAUUAGUCAUCACUCUCUCCACAUUGCAGAUUCCAUCAUAGUGGUCAUUUCAAGUGUUUUGUCUGCAGCCCACAAUGUUGCCAUUGUCACAAAAUGAGAUCACCCAUACAUCAUCACGCACUCCAUACUGCAGAAUCCAUCAGUGGCCAUUUUAAGUAUAUUGUACAUUUGCAGCCCACAAUGUUGCCAUUGUCCACCCAUCACCUUCAUCUCAAUCCUUAUGUAUUUGGUCCACCCAAUGGAUGUCAGCCUAAUUACAAGUUUGGGGAAAAUAUAGUUAACGAUUUGCCUUUGGUUACGUUUCUCCCUCUUAAAGGAGCCUCCGACGGAGCCUCUGCUUGGUGAGAGAACUGUGUUCUGGUUUCAUUCCGUAGUGUUAAGUGGAUGAAUCUGUAUUGGUGUUUGUACUAACGCUCUGGGGAUGGUCAUAGCGUCACUAUGCUGUGUGGGCCUCAUACCACCAUCAGUGAUUAUUUGUCUGUACCAUCCAUUCCUCACCCCUCCCUCCUUUCGCUAAUCUCCAAGCUGACAAAUAACUGCAGUUACUCAUUCAUGAUAAUUCAUGAUAACUGCAGUCAUAGCCUCAGUGCAAAUAAGCAUACAGAUGCAGCCGUCCAAUACGAUUCAGCUAUUCUCAAGCACAUAUGCACAUAUAUUAUUGUUGGGGGCGGAGUUACAAGGUAAACAUGUAUUUAUGUGUAUGUGUGAGUAUGUGCUGAUGUGUGGUGUGUGUGUGUGUCUACUGUGCGUUUGUCUAAGACCGGGGCAGUAGCGAUUAACAUAUCAAUUGGCUUGGUGAUACUGGACUAGAUCUACCACUUGUUUUCUUGAUUAUAUGCUGUGGUACAUUGUGAAUUGCACAUUAGGAACCAGGAUAUGUACACCUAGUUAGUAGCACACUUACAGUAGCCUACAUGAAGAGUAUACAGACAUAAUGUGGGAUUAGGCUGUAUAAUACACUGGAUUAAGUUGCCACCUGGACUAAGAUUAUCACAGAAAUACACUAUGGUAUUAUAGCAAUUAGUGUUCUCUAGUAAUGGAACACUGUGGAGAUGAGUUCAUAGACAUCCAUUACUGCAUCAAAUAACUACUGUACAUCGAUCAAGAGCGUUGUGCAUUAUGACAUCAUGUAGUUUAAGAGUACACACUGGGUGGGUUCUCUGGACACAGAUUACUCCUGGUCUAAAACACAUGCUCAAUGGAGAAUCUCUGUUGAGGAUGCUUUUUAGUCCAGUUACAGGCUUAAUCUGGGUUUGGGAAGCCGGGCCAAUUCAAGUACUGUAGUAACUAUUCAAAGUAUGCGACACUGUACAUCCAAGUAAGAUUGUAUUCUUGAUUACCAAAAAUUGAGGGGAACUCUAUUGCUUAAUCAGCUACUAGCCCAACAGAAAUAUGUGUCAAAGGUGUGCCAUUUCUCUUUGUUUGUAUUUGUAUUUGUCUGUGUCUAUGUGUGUGUCUGUGUAAUUUUUGUACACCUGAUGCUAUACAUUUUUGUGUUUGAAAGUGGUGUACCGUAGAUAAUUUACAUGUAUAUAUUGUGACAUGAUGUGAGGGGCCUCUACUGUUCUAAUCCCCCUGUAAGGUGUUUGCUCUGGAUGUUUAGACGACACUAUUAAGAUGUAGCGAGGCUUCAUGUCCCACUUCAUUAUGGAUUUCUGGAGACUAGGCGACAAACCUGGACAGCUUGUCUGAUUGCUGUGGGGACUGCAAAGGCAGUUUCCUUAGCGUUCCGACAUAAAAAUUGAUUGAUCUACCUCAUCUCUCUCUCGUGACAUACACACUAGAAUGCGAUACCCUGUUCCGCAAGAACGAUGGCUCCCUGAAGCCUGGUCCUUUAAACUUCCAGGGUGUUCUUUUCACGCCAACAACUCCAGUCUCUCAACUUGUCACUAUAUAUACACACCUUACGAACUUAUACAUCUAUAUAAGAGCUUCAUGUGCAGUACAUGUGCUUUUUUUGCGCCAACUCCUAUUUACCUGUAUGUAUUUUUUAUGACGCGCAGUAUACAUGAUGAAGUGAACUUGUGAUUGCUACUGUAAUGUGCUUGCCGUGGGUUCCUGCUAAAAUACGACCCUCUUGUGUUGUUGUUGGUGGUAGGUUGUUCAAGAGGCCUAUACACGGUUCGCUGAGGAGUCCACUUUGGCGUCUACGUGGGACAACAGCAAUGCUACAGAAAGCACUGAGGUCACUAUCAAGGUAAGCAGGGCUCAGGGAAACAUUAUAGGGUGGGAAGUGGCCUACCGGUGAACAUGUUAAGUUGCACGAGGAAAACAGAUUUCACCAUUAUAAUUGCAAAUGUUUUAAAUAAAGACAGACAUAAACAAAAAUACUGGGGCAAUGUUUCCAUAAAAUAAGCAGUCUCCAUGCCAAGCAGUACCUAAUCUACAUUUGCAGAAACAUAGGAAAUGAAUCAUUCAUGUUCCUUUUUUGCUGAACCUUUCUUUACUCUCUCCUCCCCCACGUUACUUUCCUUCCACAGGGUCUAGAGGUAUCCAAAGCAGGCCGCUACCACACUCUCUCCUCGGACAAGAACUUCCUGGAGAUGAGCGACUCGGGGGUAGAGUUCAACUCUUCUGCCCUCCCGUUGGACAGCGAAUGCGAGACGGACAUACCCCAGACCUUUACCUCCCACAAGCUGCUUCUCAACAACUCUGACAGCGUGGCCGCCACCGUCAUCCCCGAGGGAGACCAAAGCGCCAACCGGACCCCCGACUCGGCCAUGAGCCCCAGCCCUGUGACCCAGGUCCGCUCUGAGGCCGAUGCCCCUGAAGAAAACCUGAUGGGUGUCAGCACUCCAGAGCCUGCUGAUAAAGCAAGCAGCCCAUUGGUUCCCAAUGCCACUGCAGAGAGCACCACCACCUGA